AUGCUUUUCACCAAACUCUGCAGCUUCUUCCUCCUCGGUCUUGCUUGUGCGCAAGACCUAAUCCAGUCCCCUCCCCAGGCCCCCACUCACGAGAUCUCCUCAUACGCUCGUGACAAUGUUGAGAUUUGCAAGUCUCGUCCCUUCGCGCCAACCCAGCUAAACUACCGCCGCAGUGGUAGCGACGUCUGGCUCAGGGAAUACACCCUUGAGAAUCGAGACCGUGAGUACUUCAAGCACCACGGUCUAGCAGCUACGAUCGCCUAUGACUUUCUCGGCGACACAAACUUCAAGUGCGCAAUUGGUGCCCAAAGCUCUUGCACCGUGCAUUGUCUCAAUGCGGUAGGGCACAUUGAAGAUCUCGAACUCGCCCGACGAGUUUACUUUGUCCUGGCCUCGACCGGCCAUUUUGUGGUGUCGCUGGAUAUAAUCCACAACGCGAUGCAAGCCGCGCAGAGCAAUGUCGGGCUCAUGGCCGGUCGUAUGUCGUACGUCUUUUUCUGGUUCCAGCACAGCGCCGAUGAGCUUCAGCGCAUCGCCGCAUUCAACCAGCUCUCUGAGAUUUCUCUGUGGGCCGCCCAGUCCGCGCUUAAUGCGGUUAUGCCCUUGAUCCCUUGGGGCAGCAUGAAGGACUGGGUCUUUACCAAAAUCUCGGAGAAGCAAGGACGCCCCAUCUCGAACGAGCCGGGGCUUGUUGAUAUGUUCCCAGCACCUGCGGAUGAAGAGAUCUCGGAAAUCCAGCUAACGAGAUAUACCGUCAAUAACGGAUAUCUCCCCGAUGCUCCGUACGCACUUCGUGUACCGCCCCGGUUUGGCGGCUCGCUGUGGUGGAAUCCGGAUGGUGUGUCAUUGGCCAAUUGGUGGUACAACAAUGGCAAGUUGGACGGGAGACUCAACAAGCAGGAGUUCUACGGCAAGUGGGAGGAGAAUGCGAUGGCUCGCCAUGACCCUGCAAAGGCAGCAGAGGUCGGCGAUGUGGAAUAUCAGCAUGGCUGGUUUCCUGACUUCAGUGCCCGCUGGAAUGUCCAUGGGUUCACAGAGGCUGCUUCGCAUGCCUGGAAUGACUUCAAGGAUCUCUGUGCUGGCACCGCCUAUGGAUGGAGAAGAUUCGUCCACGGUAUCUGGCCCUCUGCAGAAGCCCAGAAGAUCCAAGAGGAGGAACUCGAUGGAUAUGGGCAGGUCGACGGACACACGGUCACCCGAAAGAUCUGGGCCGAGAACCAGGACGAGAAACGGGAUUGGAUGGCCCGAGUAGCCGCCGGCGAAAACAUCCUCGAGGACGAGCGCAGGCAACAGCCAGAAGGUAGACUCCAACCAGGUCAGCUCAGCUACAUCACGUAUCUCCGUACCAAGGACAAGCUUAAUCCUCCUACCAAGCUUGGUGAAGGUGAUCGGAUCGCUAGCUGGGGUCCAACAACGGAGCGAGAGGCUCUGGGACGUUUCGAAGGCUGGGAUUCAUAUGAUGAGUACCGUCUUGAACAAAUUGCAAAGACGUGGCCCAUCCCGGACGAGCCCGAGAAGAUCUGGAUAAAAGAAUCUUCAGAUGAAACGAAGAUCCCAAACCGGACCUUGGGAUUCUACCAACUGGCACAGCGCACUGCCGGUGUUGGCCGCAUCCUGUUUCCGAUGGUCACUCAGGGUUUGGUCAAGACUAUGGUCAACAGUUUCUUCUCCAAGUGGAAAGCGGAUGAUAAGCCGAGAGAGAUCAACGAGAUGGGAAUGCAAUGGUGGAUCCAAGAGUCUGGUCGCAUCUCCCGGAUGGCACUCAAGGAAACCGUCAAUCGGGUCAUCAGAUCCGAGAGUAUCAAAGAUGACGGUUCCUCUGAGUUGGCCGAUCUCCUCGCGCUGGGCACAUAUCUUCCAGCAACUGACGGCGUUCUCGGUGCUUGGACUGCUUCCGAUGUUGAGACAACCUUGACGAAGAACAUCUUCUACAAGACUCUCAACAUGGCCAUAACCUCCCAGAAGAUGUUCAUCUCCUGCACGAGUGAGUUUCGCAGAUCCAAGGGUAGGAGCUCGAUCCCUUUCACGUCCCCCAACCCCAUCAAGGAUUUCGAGGUCGUCAAAACCUGCGCCGAAGACACCACUGGACCGCAGCACAGUAAGGCAUGCAUCGACAAUGUUGCAGUCUGCUACCUGUACCGCUGGAACGACCGUGGUAUCAUCAUGACACACACCGUCGAAGAUCCUUUCGGCUUCAAUGAUCUCGCUGCGGACCCAUGGAACCUCAAGACGGCCGAUAUCAUUACGAGCUCGUUCUGGUCGCAUGUCAUGGGCCUUAAGGAUGUCCAGUUGGCGUCAAACCUGAGCAUCCUGAAUGAUGGACCCACGGUUCAGCAGGCUGCAGACCCGCAGACCCCCGGCUUGUUCACUGUUCCCAUUUGUCUGAGUUCUUACAACUGGAACUCCCCAACCACUAAAGACGGUCUCCUCGAUGACCUCAAUGUCAAUGGCCCCCGCAAAGCGAUUCCUUGCUAUUGCGGUAAUCUUGGGAAGGACACCAGCUCUGUAUGGCAGGCUAUGGGAAUCACAGGGACUGCGGCGACCAAGGAGUACGCGAAGACGGUGUGUCCAGCCCAAAUUGGUGUCAAGAUGCAUGAUUGGCUCGAACGCUAUGUGGCCUAUUGUCGUCUUGGGAUUCGGAAGGGUCCGUUGGGGACCGUGAAGACGGGCAAGGAUGGGAUGUGCGACCUUGUAAUCCAUGAGCUUGAGAGCAAACGGAUUAUCUCGACCACGGAUCUAGAACCAGAGCAGAGCAAUGCGUUCAAGUGCAAGAUAAAGGGAAGCAACAAGAAAAAAUGCAAACCUUACGCAAAGACUCCGAUUUCCAGCGUGUGGGACGAUACGAUGGAAGCAGUAAGGGAGAGGAAGGAAAAGGAGCGGUCAAGUGCCUAG
Molecule: messenger RNA, 2892 nt
Organism: Morchella sextelata
Lineage: Eukaryota; Fungi; Ascomycota; Pezizomycetes; Pezizales; Morchellaceae
Exons: 2
Coding region: 1-2892 (963 amino acids)
Source: RefSeq, a predicted model, not a curated record